Zea mays is the source of this 3161-nucleotide messenger RNA. RefSeq names its product Beta-galactosidase 11. Gene Ontology annotation, biological process: carbohydrate metabolic process. The record is from RefSeq and is a predicted model, not a curated record. Gene Ontology annotation, molecular function: carbohydrate binding; hydrolase activity, hydrolyzing O-glycosyl compounds. The coding region runs from base 293 to 2806 and encodes 837 amino acids. The transcript has 19 exons. Lineage: Eukaryota; Viridiplantae; Streptophyta; Magnoliopsida; Poales; Poaceae.
ACGAACACCGUUUCCCACCCCGCUCGCAGUUCCGCGAACCGGUCGUCCGCUCGCAAGCUUUUGCCGCGAUGCCCGAGCCCGAACAAGCAGCGCCGCGGGCCCGAGGCCGUCCACGUCCCACUCGCAGCUCCUCCAUUCCCGCGCGUCCGCUCCACCGCAACGCUCCGCGAACCCGUUCCCUUCAAAGCGGUCACCUCCUCCCCCGACCCCUCGCUGGCGUCGCCUCCCAUCUCCUGCCUGCCCUUCACCUCCUGUCCACCCUCCCCCUGUCGUUCCCGCAAUUCCGGCUCACAUGACCGUCCGGGCCGCGGCCGUGCUGGUGGCCACCGCCGCGCUCGCGCUCCUGCUCCCGGGAUGGGCGGCGGCGGAGUGGAGCCUCACGAAGAAAGGCAGCGUCGUCACCUACGAUGGGCGCUCUCUCAUGAUCGACGGCAAGCGGGACCUCUUCUUCUCCGGCGCCAUCCACUACCCUAGGAGCCCGCCUGAGAUGUGGCCGAAGCUGAUCGAGCGGGCCAAGGAGGGCGGCCUCAACACGAUCGAGACGUACAUAUUCUGGAAUGCACACGAGCCUGAGCCUGGCAAGUACAAUUUUGAAGGCAGGUUCGACUUGAUCAAGUACCUCAAGAUGAUCCAGGAGCAUGACAUGUAUGCAAUUGUGCGCAUCGGGCCCUUCAUCCAGGCAGAAUGGAACCAUGGUGGUCUGCCGUAUUGGCUUAGAGAGAUUGACCACAUAAUAUUCCGGGCAAACAAUGACCCGUACAAGAAAGAAAUGGAGAAAUUCGUGAGAUUCAUAGUGCAGAAGUUGAAGGAUGCUGAGUUAUUUGCAUCGCAAGGAGGACCCAUCAUUCUAACACAGAUUGAGAAUGAGUAUGGGAACAUAAAAAAAGAUCAUGCAACAGAUGGUGACAAGUACCUCGAGUGGGCAGCUCAAAUGGCCCUCAGCACACAAACAGGAGUUCCAUGGAUAAUGUGCAAGCAGUCUUCAGCUCCUGGUGAAGUGAUCCCUACAUGCAAUGGAAGGCAUUGUGGAGACACAUGGACACUUCGCGACAAAAACAAGCCUAUGCUUUGGACUGAGAAUUGGACUCAACAAUUCAGAGCAUAUGGCGAUCAAGUAGCUAUGCGUUCAGCUGAGGACAUUGCAUAUGCUGUGUUACGAUUUUUUGCAAAGGGUGGGUCAUUGGUUAACUACUACAUGUACCACGGAGGAACAAAUUUUGGAAGGACUGGCGCUUCUUAUGUGCUGACUGGAUACUAUGAUGAAGCUCCCAUGGAUGAAUAUGGUAUGUACAAGGAGCCCAAAUUUGGGCAUCUCAGGGACUUGCACAACGUAAUAAGGUCAUAUCAAAAAGCAUUCCUCUGGGGGCAACAUUCGUCUGAGAUAUUGGGUCAUGGGUAUGAGGCACACAUCUUUGAGUUGCCUGAAGAAAAGCUAUGCCUCUCUUUCCUUUCCAACAAUAACACGGGCGAAGACGGAACAGUGAUCUUCCGAGGGGAUAAGCACUAUGUGCCUAGCCGUUCUGUCUCCAUUCUUGCUGGGUGCAAGAACGUAGUUUACAAUACCAAGAGAGUGUUUGUACAACACAGUGAAAGGUCAUUCCAUACCUCAGAUGUAACAAGCAAGAAUAACCAGUGGGAGAUGUUCUCAGAAACGAUCCCAAAGUAUCGUGAUACUAAAGUCAGGACAAAGGAACCCCUGGAGCAAUAUAACCAAACCAAGGACGAUACUGACUACUUAUGGUACACCACAAGCUUUCGCUUGGAGUCGGACGAUUUGCCCUUUAGAAAUGACAUCCGGCCUGUGCUUCAGGUCAAAAGUAGUGCACACGCAAUGAUGGGAUUUGCUAAUGAUGCUUUCGUAGGAUGCGCGCGCGGAAACAAGCAGGUGAAGGGUUUCAUGUUUGAAAAACCGGUUGAUCUGAAAGUAGGUGUGAACCAUGUCGUAUUGCUGUCGUCAACUAUGGGAAUGAAGGAUAGUGGUGGUGAACUUGCUGAAGUAAAGGGCGGCAUUCAGGAGUGCCUAAUCCAAGGUCUCAACACUGGGACGUUGGAUUUACAAGUCAAUGGCUGGGGCCAUAAAGCUGCACUAGAAGGUGAGUACAAGGAGAUCUACUCAGAAAAAGGUUUGGGCAAAGUUCAGUGGAAACCGGCCGAGAACGACCGGGCAGCCACUUGGUAUAAGAGAUACUUUGAUGAGCCAGAUGGAGAUGAUCCCGUUGUACUUGACAUGAGCUCAAUGAGCAAGGGAAUGAUUUUUGUGAAUGGCGAAGGAGUGGGUAGAUACUGGGUCUCAUACCGAACUCUUGCUGGAACUCCUUCUCAAGCAGUGUACCAUAUCCCGCGUCCUUUCUUGAAAUCCAAGGACAACCUUUUGGUUAUCUUCGAGGAGGAGAUGGGCAAGCCGGACGGCAUCCUCGUGCAGACCGUGACGAGAGACGACAUAUGCCUGUUUAUCUCGGAGCACAACCCGGGACAGAUAAAGACGUGGGACACGGAUGGUGACAAGAUCAAGCUCAUUGCAGAGGAUCACAGCAGGCGGGGCACCUUGACGUGCCCCCCUGAGAAGACAAUCCAGGAAGUUGUCUUUGCCAGCUUCGGCAACCCGGACGGCAUGUGCGGCAACUUCACUGUAGGCACUUGCCACACUCCCAAUGCAAAGCAGAUCGUUGAGAAGGAAUGCCUCGGCAAGCCAUCCUGCAUGCUGCCGGUGGAUCACACAGUGUACGGCGCGGACAUCAACUGCCAAUCAACGACUGCCACGCUAGGGGUGCAGGUGAGAUGCGGAGGCGGCAAGAAGGGUGCCUGAGAACAAGACGGAUGCUGCUAAUUGACGUUUCAGCUCGUUUGUUUGUUCGUCCCUUCGGUUUGGCACUGAUGCUUAUGACCCAUUGGUCUGCCAUUGCAAUUGAAAUGUGGUUGGAACGUGCUUGAUCGGGAACUAACAUGAAAUGAGUGAAGGGUAGAUGCUGAUCUGAAAAAUAUGUGUGUUCCCCCCUCUUUCCUUCCAUGUCGUGUUGUUUCAGGUAACCGUCACAAUAUAUAUAGGUGGUCCCCUUUGGAAUCCGGGGAUUAUUCCGUUUGCUGUAUUUUUUUCUGUGAAAAUGAACUGAUUCCUGUCAAUUUUCUAUAUGAUUUAUGAUUCAUCUGAAAUUCCUGAGACC